Messenger RNA from Triplophysa rosa, 1082 nucleotides. RefSeq lists its product as uncharacterized. The transcript has 3 exons. Lineage: Eukaryota; Metazoa; Chordata; Actinopteri; Cypriniformes; Nemacheilidae. The coding region runs from base 50 to 685 and encodes 211 amino acids. The record is from RefSeq and is a predicted model, not a curated record.
AGACACGGCUGCGAGAACAGCCCAGGCUUCGAGAACACGGUCAGCCCAAAUGAACUUCACUCCUGCACCGGCACACCCACGGCGAAAGGCGCGAGCCAGGACUGGAGCGAUGACCCAACCGCCGCCACCGGUCUUCGAGAUCCCGACCAGGAACCGCUUUGCCGCCCUCUGCGAGACGGAAUGCAACGCUGUGGUCAUCGGAGACUCAAUCGUCCGGAACGUACGCGCUUCCUCCACUAAAGGUAAGGUGCGCACUCAUUGUUUUCCUGGCGCCCGUGUUCUUGAUGUCUCUGCGCAGGUACCUGCGAUCCUGAAGGACGAUGCUAACGUCGGAGCUGUCGUGCUGCACGCGGGGGUGAAUGACGUCAGGAUGAGGCAGUCGGAGAUCCUGAAGAGGGACUUCAGGAGUCUGAUCGAGACGGUACGCAACGCAUCGCCCACGGCGAGGAUCAUCGUAUCAGGGCCGCUUCCUACCUACCGACGAGGGAAUGAAAAGUUCAGUAGACUAUUUGCUCUAAAUAAAUGGUUGAUGUCAUGGUGUAUUGAACAGAAGCUGCUCUUUGUUGAUAAUUUUGAUCUGUUCUGGGAGCGACCUAGGCUCUUCCGCCCUGACGGCCUGCACCCCAGCAGCAUCGGAGCGGUUCUUCUGUCUGACAACAUCUCAAAGACGCUACGCACCGCUUGACUACGUCUCCCAGCGGGAGAGAUUCCGCCAGGCCCAGAUGAACGUCAUAUGCCCAUCCCCAACUAGAGAUUACGCCAGCUACAUCUGAAAAUCCCGUGCCAUCCUCCUGCGAGAGCCUGCGGACUGACUGACCAUCCCAGCUCCAUCCAAGGCAAUUCCAUCACCACCCAAGAAAAAGGCGACCAUCUGACCGGCCCAGCUCAGACAAUUCCAUCCCCAACCGAGAGCAAAGACGGACUACUUGUCACAUUAAUGCUAAAUUUACAAUACUUGGUAUUUAAUGCUAAACUUACAUCACAUGACAGCAGUUUGAAGUUAUGGCUGCACUCAGUGACUUUGAUUGGAGGUUGCUGGGUGGGUGUUUGUAGGGAGUCGGGGGGCUUGUUGGUUGUGGUUC